Messenger RNA from Chlorella variabilis, 750 nucleotides. RefSeq lists its product as hypothetical. The transcript is spliced from 5 exons. Lineage: Eukaryota; Viridiplantae; Chlorophyta; Trebouxiophyceae; Chlorellales; Chlorellaceae. The record is from RefSeq and is a predicted model, not a curated record. The coding region runs from base 1 to 750 and encodes 249 amino acids.
AUGACGAUGAGAGAGGUUGGAUUCGCAGUCUUGUGCCUGCUGUCCUUGCUUGGCCGCUGCCCGCCCCUCUGCCACGCCCAGUCCGAUGGCAGCAGCACCCUGGAGAGCGGAGAGCCGCUGCGGGUGGGCCUGCUGGCCUCUGGCAACUUUCCCUUCUCCCAGCCUGCCACGGGACCCACCCCAGAAAACCACGCAGGCCUGGAGGUGCCGCUGUACAGCCUGGAGGAGCGGCUGCAGGGCGUGUCCAACGGCACCCUGGACCUCACCAUCUCCGCCCUGUCCUACACCCCCGGCCGAGAGGCGGUGGUGCACUUUGUGAGGCCCUUCUAUUACAGCAGCGGCGUGGCGCUGUUUGGCGACGCCUCCCGCAACGGGCUGGCGCUGUUCGGCCCCGGGGCCCAGCCGGGCCAGCAGCUCCAGUCGCCGGCAGGCUGGCAGGGCCUCUUCACAGGCAACUUCCCUGUCGGCCAGACACUGUGCUUCGUGGAGGGCUACUACGCGCUGCCCUUUGUCGUGCAGGAUGUGGAUGUGAACAUCAAGAUCUAUCCCACCCUGGAGCAGGCGGCGGCCAAGGUGCAGGACGGCACCUGCGCCGCCCUGGCCUACGACAGCGUCACGCCCGCCUCCCAGGUGGGGCUCCCCAUGCUGAAUGCCCCGCCCGCCUACGUCGACCCAUACGGGGUGGCUAUCAGCAGGGGAGACGCCGGGUCGGAGCUGGAGCAUAGGCUGGUGUAUGCUCUCACCGGGUGA